Messenger RNA from Nilaparvata lugens (brown planthopper), 1015 nucleotides. RefSeq lists its product as uncharacterized. The coding region runs from base 298 to 645 and encodes 115 amino acids. Lineage: Eukaryota; Metazoa; Arthropoda; Insecta; Hemiptera; Delphacidae. The transcript is spliced from 2 exons. The record is from RefSeq and is a predicted model, not a curated record.
AAGUUUGGCAAUGAUUUAAAUGUAGCACCUACAUGCGAGGAUAAGCUGCACCAAGUUUAUACAUGCUUGACAUGUUCAAGUUUCCAGAAGGGUGUGAGUUAAGUUUCAACACAUUAUUGUAAUUGAUGCCCCAUCAUUGGCUGUUGUCGGUCUGGUGGUGGGGGAAGUCGGUCUUUGCGAGCUAAAUCGCUGCUGGAAGUUUAUUCUCACAUCUCGGCAAUCACGAAAAUUGUUGCUUCAUUCACAUUGACUACAGAUUUACAGUCAGUCAUACUUGAUCGUCAUUUCAGUGACGAAAUGCACAACACCCAUCUCAUUGUGAUGGUGCUGGUAAUUUGGGCAUCGUUUGAUAGCUGUUUGUUGGCGGUGGAGGGGAUGGAUUACCUGGAGUUCCGGUGCCAGGCGAUUUGUCAGACGACAGACACCGACCAUCAGUGCAACCAUUGCCGGUCCCGGCUGCCGAUCCGGUUCGGCAAACGCAACACCAUUCAGUUCCAGCUGAGGACGCAGCAGCCGGCACCUUGCUGCAGUGAGGUGCCGCGGCUGCUCACCCUACUGCUGCAGCAUGCUAGCAGCUUGGUGCAGAAGUCGUUUCCCAAUAACGACCGACAGGAUGGACUACAGUUUCAGCUCGAGUACAAAUAAAAACAGUGACUAGUGUUGGGGAGGUUGCAGCUGUAGUGAGGUCCAAGUUAUAAUGGCAGUAUUUAAUUAACAUUUGUGUUUAAUUAUUAAUUCUAGGGUAGCAACACUAUAGAUUUCUCUGGCUUUAAAUUUAUCAUGUUUUUUAAUAUUUUCCAAUGUAUUAAUGCAUUUUCAACAGUAAUAAUUUAUUGCUUCACCUUUCUAAUUAACACAUAUACAAAAUGCUGUUUAGUAUACUGUAUAUUUUAAAUGUAAAUUUGAUAUGACAACCUCAUUUAGACUAUUUUUAUCGAAAUUAGGGGAGAAACAGUUUUGGGUUUACAAAAUCAAAUUAAUGAUUGGGAGGGAAUCAACAGGAUAAACUAAAACU